Molecule: messenger RNA, 1956 nt
Organism: Dioscorea cayenensis subsp. rotundata (Guinea yam)
Lineage: Eukaryota; Viridiplantae; Streptophyta; Magnoliopsida; Dioscoreales; Dioscoreaceae
Product: disease resistance protein RFL1-like
Exons: 2
Coding region: 1-1956 (651 amino acids)
Molecular function (GO): protein binding; ADP binding
Source: RefSeq, a predicted model, not a curated record
AUGGGUUAUUGGAAAAAUAUGGCAAAGGAAUGCAUUCAAAUUGAAAGAGGAGAUAAAUCAGUUGAAAGAAGACAACCAGAAAUCAAAUUUACCAACAUACCACCGCCAAAACCAGUCCCUGAAUCAUAUAAAAUAGUGUGGGAAAAAAUCAGGUCCAAUGUUGAUAUUGCUUUCAGUUAUCUGGCAGAUGAAACAGUUGGUAUAAUUGGCAUAUGGGGUAUGGGGGGUGUAGGCAAGACCACACUCUUGAAAAAAAUCAACCAACAAUUGUUAGAUAAUGCAAACAUGGGAUUUGAUCAUGUGCUAUUUAUUGAAGCUUCACAAAAUACUCUGUUGGAAGAAGUUCGGAAACAGAUUGCUGAAAGGUUGAAUCUGCACCGUGCUGGUAAAGAAGACAUCUUCAAUGUUUUAAAAAUUAGCAACUUUGUAUUGCUCUUGGAUAAUAUAUGGGAUGAAGUGGGUCUUAUUGAUCUUGGAAUUCCCCAUCCAUAUAGCGACGAUAAUUCCACCAAGCAAUAUAAACACAAAGUGAUUUUCACUACUCAAUCUGAAGAUGCGUGUGCCAAGAUGGGUGCAGGAGAAAAUACCAUCAAAGUGGAAUGCUUGGAAUCAGAUGAAGCAUGGGAUCUUUUCAAGGACAAUGUAAAUCUAGCUGUUAUUGAGUCAGAUGAAAAGUUUAAAGAAAUAGCAUGGCAGGUGAUGGAGAAGUGUGGUGGUUUUCCACUUGCUCUGAAAGUGAUUGGUAAGGCCAUGUCAAACAAAAAAUCUGUCCAAGAUUGGAAAUUUAUUUUGAACUCAAUAAAGAAUUCAGGCACUGAAGUAGUUCGAGGUGUGCAAGAAUCAUUACUUCCGAUUUUGAAAUUCAGUUAUGAUAAUCUAACUAAUGAUUUGAAGGAGUGUUUCUUAUCUAUUUGCAUGUUGCGAGGACAACUUAAACAUUAUAUUGUAGAGUUUUUUAUGGGAUUAGGUUUGAUUGGUGAUUUUGACAAUUUGCAAGAAGUUUAUGGCACAGUAGAAAAUAUCCUUAAGACUCUAGAGGAAUCAUGUUUAUUGCAGUAUUCUGAUGAUGAUUAUGGUUUUGUGAGGUUACAUGAUGUAAUUUAUGAGAUGGCAGUGUGGAUAGCAUCAGACUGUGGGAUGAAUAUGAAUAAAUGGAUAGUGAAAGACUUUCACUAUCGAGGCACAUUUGAAAUACCAUUAAUCGAUGCAGAGAAUUGGAGAUUCACGAACCGAAUGAUUAUAAUUGGGUUGGAGAAGCUUUUGCCAAUUUUGUCUCAUCAGUGUUCUGAUUUGUUGUGUUUAAUGAUAGAAUCUAAUCCUUAUUUCAAAAAUAUUCCUGAAGGAUUUUUCAGACAAAUGCCAAAUUUGACAUAUUUGAAUCUUUCAGGCACUAAUAUAGAAGAGCUUCCAAAGGACAUCAAAUGUUUGGUUAAUUUGCAAUACCUAAACAUUUCAAACACAAAUAUCUCACCACUUCCAAAGGAGUUGGUAUAUUUGAAGAAAUUACAAUAUUUGAUAUGCAGCCAUUUGAAUGGGCUUGGCAAGGUAGACCUGGAAGAUCUCUUGUCAAGAUUACAGAAGUUGAAGGUCAUUGACAUAUAUCCAUCAGGGUGGGUUGAUCUGGAACAGUUAAAGAAAUUGAAGAAACAUGUCAAAGCCAUAGGAAUGAGAGUAGUAUCAAAAGAGGUUCUCCAACAACUCUCAUGUUUCCCAAUGGCUUGGCUUUGUCUAUACAAUUUGGAUAUCAUCUCUCUUUCAUUUGACACUUUAAGUUGCAAAAAUCAUGGAUUCUUGCAGAAACUAGAAAUUGAAUCAUGCCCACAGCUUGAGCAGAUUAUGAUGAAUGGAAGUGGGAGUCAUCUCAAAUACCUCUCUAUCAGUGAUGUCAAAAAACUAGCAAACAUUAUUUGGAAACUCCGCUUUUCACCUUCUCUCAGCUUUCCCUUUUUCCCUUGA